AUGGACUCACUUGAUAGUAUUAUAAAGAAAAAGAAGGAAGAAAUAAAAGAAAUUAAGGGAAAUAAGAGAUGGCUCAAACAGUCAGAUUUGGAGAGUAAGAAAAAUACAGAAAUACAAAAAUUUUAUGAAAAUGAAUAUAAAAAGAAGAAAAUAGAAGACUAUGAAAGGUUAAAGAAAUUGAAUGAAGAACUAGAUGCAAAACAUAGGAAACAGAGCAAGGAUAUAGAGAAUGAAGAAACCAACACAAAAAUAACACUAACGAAUAAACAGAUAAUUGUUCUGUUGAGACAGCUUAAGGAACCAAUUAGGCUCUUUGGAGAAACUGAUUUGGAAAGAUACAACAGACUGAAGGAGUUAAAAAUAAACAAAAACGAGUUGAAAAUUAAUGUGCAAAAUGUGUUUGGCGAUGUUCUACGGGGCAGAUUAAAAGAAAAUUCUCUAGAUUUAAUUGAGGAUAAUCUAGAAGAAGAAAUCGAAAACACGAACUCGAAGAAGCCAGUAAAAUUGAAUGGAUCAACAAAUGAAAAACCAAGCGAUGAAAAGGGCCAAAGAGUAGACAAAGAAAAGGUCAUACAAGAUUGGAUUAAAAGCACAAUGAAGGAAUGGAAUGAAGAAAUUGAGAAUAGUGAUGAUAGCAAAAAGAAAAUAAAGCAAGCCACAUAUUUGCAAACGCACAAGGAUUUAAAACCACUGGAAAAAAAGUUAAAACAAAAAAGCCUGGAACCAGACGUGCUGGAUAAAAUAUACAAUAUUGUUUCCCGUUGUCAAGAGAAGAACUUCAAAGCGGCUCAUGAUGCUUAUAUGAUGCUCGCUAUAGGAAAUGCCGCUUGGCCAAUGGGUGUUACGAUGGUUGGAAUUCACGAGCGUGCGGGUCGAUCCAAAAUUUUUUCAUCCGAAGUUGCACACAUCCUUAAUGACGAAACUACAAGGAAAUAUAUUCAAAUGAUCAAAAGGUUAUUAUCCUUUUGUCAACGGAAAUAUUGUACCAACCCAUCAGAAGCAGUUAACUUGUCUACCAUCCACAUUUAA
Plasmodium gonderi is the source of this 1029-nucleotide messenger RNA. Its product is annotated as pre-mRNA splicing factor. Bases 1 to 1029 code for a protein of 342 amino acids. The record is from RefSeq and is a predicted model, not a curated record. The transcript has 10 exons. Gene Ontology annotation, cellular component: U4/U6 x U5 tri-snRNP complex; U2-type post-spliceosomal complex; U5 snRNP. NCBI's taxonomy places the organism in Eukaryota, Apicomplexa, Aconoidasida, Haemosporida, Plasmodiidae. Gene Ontology annotation, biological process: generation of catalytic spliceosome for second transesterification step; RNA splicing.